AUGGCGAAUGCGCUGACUGAUUGGCUUUCUCUACCCCACACCGAUGGACGUAACCCAGGACAACUCGGUGCUGUCCCCGAGUUCAUAUUCUCAUGUUCCAAACAGAAGUCUUUACUUAAAGGCCUCGUUAAAGGGGUGGCCGGCAUAGUUGGUCUGGAUCGGUCUAACUUUUCUCUCUCAGCGCAGAUUAGCAACACCGUCUCUUCUCCUAACUUAUUUGCACUUUGCCUAUCCGGUUCACCCUCAGCUCCGGGUUUGGUAUUCUUGGGUACUAGUGGACCAUACUAUUUUUAUCCCCAAAGUGACCUUUCAAAAUAUCUUAUUUACACUCCACUCCCGUCGAAUCCGUUGAGAAGCUCUCUAGAAAUUUAUCGGUACCCCUCCGCUGAGUAUUUCAUUGGUUUGAUUUCCAUAAAAGUCAAUGGAAGAGUUGUACAAUUUGAUCAUACGCUUCUCAAUAUCGAUGCAAAUGGCUUGGUGGGACCAAGCUGA
This is a messenger RNA of Fraxinus pennsylvanica, 492 nucleotides long. NCBI's taxonomy places the organism in Eukaryota, Viridiplantae, Streptophyta, Magnoliopsida, Lamiales, Oleaceae. The record is from the annotation of a GenBank genome assembly.